AUGAGGCUGCCAACGGCCGGCCCCAGCACUGGCCAGACCUGUGGGCUUGUGCUGAUCUCCGCUGUGCUGCUGCAAUCCAUUUGCGUGGCGGUGACUUUCCUUUCCUUCACUAAUGAGCUGAAACAGCUCCAGAGGUGGCUGAACACAAGCAGCAUUCUAGGUGCUCCUUAUUGGACCCAUUUAAAAAGGAUGGAGAAGAAGCUGCUAGCUGUGCCGGCAGCAAGUACUGUUCGCUUCCAUUGCCCUGCAGCAGGCAACCCCACCCCAUCCAUAUACUGGCUGAAAAAUGGCAAAGAAUUCAAGGGAGAACAUCGAAUUGGGGGCAUCAAAUUACGGCAUCAGCAGUGGAGCCUAGUGAUGGAGAGUGUGGUUCCGUCAGACCGAGGGAACUACACGUGCAUUGUAGAGAACAAAUAUGGCAGCAUUAGGCACACUUACCAGCUAGAUGUAGUAGAAAGGUUCCGCCACCGGCCUAUUCUCCAGGCUGGACUGCCUGCCAACCAGACUGUGGUGGUAGGGAGUCAUGUCGAGUUCCACUGCAAGGUGUACAGUGAUGCCCAGCCUCACAUCCAGUGGCUGAAACACGUGGAAGUCAACGGCAGUAAAUAUGGAUCCAACGGGGCAUAUGUCACGGUGCUAAAGACGUCAGGUGUUAACACAGCGGAUGAGGAGCUAGAAAUUCUGUACUUGCGAAAUGUUACUUUUGAGGAUGCAGGGGAAUAUAUUUGUCUCGCUGGCAAUUCUAUGGGGUUUUCACAUCAUUCUGCUUGGCUGACGGUUCUACCAGAGCUAGUGGAGGCGGAUGAUUCUGGCUCCGUUUUUGCUGUGAUCCUCCGCUGUGGGGUUGGCUUCGUUUUCUUCUUCUUGGUGGUUGUCAUCAUGAUUGUCUGUAGGGUGAAAAUGACCAACAAAAAAGCCAUGAACACCCCUACUGUACAGGCAGUUGGCAAUAACAUUUUAUUUGCUCUAUUGAAGCCGGUGUCAUUGGAGUCAAACCCUUCCAUGAAUUCCGGUACCCCGCUGGUCAAUCUCACCCACCUCUCAUCCAGCGAUGGGCUGAAGCUAGCAAAUGUCUCAGAGCUCGAGCUGCCUGCUGAUCCCAAGUGGGAAUUAACAAGAUCUCGCCUGACUCUGGGGAAACCUCUGGGUGAAGGUUGUUUUGGUCAAGUGGUGAUGGCAGAAGCGACUGGGAUCGAUAAGGACAAACCAGACAAGGCCAUCACUGUAGCUGUCAAGAUGUUAAAAGAUGAUGCUACUGACGAGGAUCUUUCUGACCUGGUGUCCGAAAUGGAAAUGUUGAAAAUGAUUGGGAAUCACAAAAAUAUCAUUAACCUCCUAGGCGCCUGCACGCAGGAUG
Mauremys mutica (yellowpond turtle) is the source of this 1357-nucleotide messenger RNA. Its product is annotated as fibroblast growth factor receptor 3-like. Gene Ontology annotation, molecular function: ATP binding; fibroblast growth factor receptor activity; fibroblast growth factor binding. The transcript has 10 exons. The record is from RefSeq and is a predicted model, not a curated record. Gene Ontology annotation, cellular component: plasma membrane. Lineage: Eukaryota; Metazoa; Chordata; Testudines; Geoemydidae. Gene Ontology annotation, biological process: protein phosphorylation. The annotation marks the transcript as partial.